UUAACUGCGUAUCUUUAAUGUCAUGUGAUACAAGGUGAAGGUCGCUAAGUGGACGAUGGGUUGUUGUUUCAGCGACAGCAGCGAUAAAGAUGGAGAUGAUCCAUAUUCGGGUGGACCAAAUGAAAGAGAUCGACUUCUUCCAGAACCAACCAGUGGUGGCCAAUCAGGACCAAGCUAUAAUACACCAUCUCAGAGAAAUGUGCAGAAAGUGGAUGAACCUUCAGCCCUAGAGAAAAUAUUACACAGAACAGUUAGGAAAAUAAUAGAUGUUUCUCCUGGUGAUACUGUAGAGCAACAGGAAUACAAUGAUAGAGCAUUUCAGUACAGCAAUAGAGUAAACAUGGUCUUAGGUGGCUCCUCUAAAAUUAGAGCAAGUCGACCUCCACUACCUAACAGCAUGACCGCUCCACAUAAUGUACUUAGUUCUGCACCUGUGUCAUUAGCUGACAUUCAACUGAUAACACAGGCAACCGAGAAAGCAGCACAGGCCUUAGGUAAAGUACGAGUACAUCACAAAGAAGACCUUGUUGUACCAUUUGGAGUCCCCUGAAGGUUUGAGGACUGCUAAGUUUGUGUUUAAUAUAGAAUGCAUGGACAAAGUUUGUGACUGUUGACUGAGUUACGUCAGAGUUUAUUUCAUUCCAUCUUGUGUUACGACUAAGUCAGUGUUUGUUCAGGGAGGACUGAAAUCACUAUAUUUCAGUCUUAUUUUUAAUGAUUUUAUAACAUUUUGUGUAUUACAUGAUAUUCCACUUUACUUUAAUUCAAACUGUAUAGAUUAUGAUAAUACUGUAAACAUACUUAAUUUAGUGGUGAUUAUAUUUUAGCACCCCUUGUGUUGCUCCAUAUGCUACGUAUGUUGCUGCUAAUUCAUGUACAUACUAAUUCAUGAUUUAAACCAUUACUAUCGUCUAUAAGACCCAAGUGUGUUAAUUUAUAAUUGCACUUAUCAGUUGAGUAUGAAGAUUUUGCUAAAUUUUGAAUACACUCAAUUUAUGUACAUUUACAGUCAAGUUUUAUUUUGCAACAGUGAAUCAUAUUUUUUGCAUAAUUAGCAAUUAAUUUGUAUUGCCUGUGGAUGAAGGGGAUUAUCUUAACAUAUAUACAUGUAUUUCUUUGUGCAAUAUACUUUUACGUGUAAAAAUGAGCAGCACUAUGAGAAAUUGAUUUGUGGGUGCAAUUUAUAUAACAGAAUUGUUUAUAUUUUAACCAUUUUAUCUGCUUUUGGACUCCUCCUUUUAAAAUAGAAGCACAAUUUGUCCAUACCCUUCUAAAAACAGGAAACAAAGUUUAACUGUUAAGAUUCUUAAUGAGUUUGAUCAAACAAAUCAAAAUAAAUGUGUCUUAUUCAUUAAAUGCAUGUACAAGUUUUGUCUCCAUUGUUUCCAUUUGAGAUUUGUAUUUUGUGCAAGAGUAAAAUCAUAUAUUGAUGAAAGAUUGUAAGAAUACUUGAAGAAUUGCAUUGAAAACUGUGAUAAGUUACGGUACAUAUUUUGUAAAUAAUAGUGGUACUGCUAUGGCAUGCUGUUGUGUUCAGUGAGAGAGUUCUUAUGUAUGAAAGAAUGUUAUUGUUGGGCUUCAUUAGCAGGUCACCCGAGUUAAACAACAUUUUGUAUUCUCUGAUCAUGUAAAUAGAUAUAAGAAUACAGUAUUUAUGGUGCAUUUAGAUUUGACAUGUUGUACUGUACACAAGAUACAGUAAAACACGCUUAUAAUGAAGUGCCAGGGUUGGAAGAUUUUGCUUCAUUAUUUAUCUGUCAAGUUCACAAUAUGUUCUAAAGCCAAUGGGAAUGAAUUCAUUUCACUGUAAGCAUCAGUAUAUUAUGUGUGUUUGCUAUAAGUGUGUUUUACUGUAUACUUUGUAUAUUUCAUUUGACAGAGAUAUACAUGUAUUAUCUGUAAUACAUAAUGCAAGAAUAUUAGGGUUGGUUAAUUAAUGUAUAAUACACAUAAUCAUCUAAAAUCAUUAAUCAAUGGGCCUUUUUUUAGUAAUUAAAAGGAAAUAUGAAUGUUUAUUUUCUUUAAUGUAUACCAUGGAGAAUAAAUGACCAAGUAAUCAUUUGUUAAAAUUGGUCAUAUUCAAAUUGUACAUGUACUUUAUAUUUGAUUCUGAAUGUUUUUCAUGAGAAUCUAAAUGAAAAUACACAUGUUAGGGAAGAACAUGACAUGUAAAUUAAUAUAGAACGGAUUAGAUAUAUAUAUAUAUAUAUAUAUAUAUACAGGAAAAUCUCUUGCUUUCAAAAAAAAAAAAAAAAAAAAAAUCCAUAUACCGGGUACAUUUUUAGUGUGAAUUAGAAAAUUUAGAAGGAAAACACUGAAUAUUUAUACUUUAGAUUCUUGAUGGAAUAUCAAACAUCUGAACUACUUGUAUUACUGUAAACCAACUUUUAUUCGCGUGCGAGAAAUAUUCGCAAGUUUCGCGUCUUUCAUUUACUCGUGAAUAUUAAUCGCCGCGAAUCAUUUAUUUUGCUUUGUAUUUGUAGAGAAUGUUUCCUCAGUCAUGAAAAUUAAUCGUUGCAGAUUGAUUUCAAACUGAUGAAUCGUGAAUAAAAGAUGACGUGAAUAAUAGUUGGUUUACAGUAUGUUGGCCUCAAGAUAUAUAACAUUUAAAACAAUAGGCAAAGUUGACAUCUUUUCUAGAUUUUUGAUAAACUUCAACUUGUGUAAUAAAAAUGUAUAUGUGUUAUGAUGUUAUAAGGAAGGUUUAUCCUUUCUUAACAUGUAACCCCCCCCCCCCUUUAUUGCUUUGCAUAAAAACUUGAGUAUUUAUUUUGAACAAGUACAUCAGUGUGUAGUGUCAUCGAUGUACAAAUGUACAAAUUUGCUUUUAUGCAAUUGAUAUCGAUAAUAAAAUGAAUGGCUACAACAAAA
Saccostrea echinata is the source of this 2871-nucleotide messenger RNA. RefSeq names its product ragulator complex protein LAMTOR1-like. Gene Ontology annotation, molecular function: guanyl-nucleotide exchange factor activity; molecular adaptor activity. Lineage: Eukaryota; Metazoa; Mollusca; Bivalvia; Ostreida; Ostreidae. The coding region runs from base 56 to 550 and encodes 164 amino acids. Gene Ontology annotation, cellular component: membrane raft; late endosome membrane; lysosome. The transcript has 6 exons. Gene Ontology annotation, biological process: endosomal transport; positive regulation of MAPK cascade; lysosome organization. The record is from RefSeq and is a predicted model, not a curated record.